Papaver somniferum (opium poppy) is the source of this 1723-nucleotide messenger RNA. Its product is annotated as serine/threonine-protein kinase STY13-like. Bases 329 to 1426 code for a protein of 365 amino acids. Gene Ontology annotation, molecular function: ATP binding; protein kinase activity. NCBI's taxonomy places the organism in Eukaryota, Viridiplantae, Streptophyta, Magnoliopsida, Ranunculales, Papaveraceae. The transcript is spliced from 6 exons. Gene Ontology annotation, biological process: protein phosphorylation. The record is from RefSeq and is a predicted model, not a curated record.
CACUCCCUACUCCUCCACACACACACACCAGAAGGCCUAGAAAGAAAGAAUAUCUUCACCAAAACGCUUCUUCCUUCUGAUUGAGAAGAAGAAGAAGAAAGUGAAAGCACAAGCAGAAGUUUGGUAGGAUCAGAAAUCACUUAUAGACUUUAUUUACUAAAGAGAUAGGGGGGAUAUAGAUUGAUUUUUCUUUCUAGAUGUUUAGUUUAGAGUUACAAAGAAGAAAAUUACUACUAUUAAAUCGAAAAAUUCUUGUUUGGUUUGAUGCUUGGAGAACAUACAGGUGAAAUUUAUUGUUCAAAAUUAUUACUAGUUCUGCUAAUACAGUAUGAGUUGCUUUGAGGAUGGAAGCCAAAAAGAAUUGAAGAAUCAAACAGCAACAACAAAUUCAAAUUCUUCUUCUUCUACUGUGUUUCCUGCUGACAAGUUUGAUAUUGAUAAGAAAUUGCUAAUUGAUCCCAAAUUACUCUUUAUUGGAGCUAAGAUUGGUGAAGGUGCUCAUGGCAAGGUUUAUGAAGGAAGGUAUGGUAACCAAAUCAUUGCAGUUAAAGUUCUUAGUUGUGGGAGUAAUCAAGAAGAACGAGAUGUAUUGGAAGGACGGUUUGUUCGUGAAGUUAGUAUGAUGUCUAGAGUAAAACAUGCCAAUCUUGUUAAGUUUAUUGGAGCUUGUAAGGAUCCCAUAAUGGUGAUAGCUACGGAACUGUUGCCUGGGAUGUCACUGAGGAAGUACUUACUCAGCAUCCGGCCAAAACGACUUGAUAUUCGCGUGGCUAUAGGUUAUGCACUUGAUAUUGCUCGCGCCAUGGAGUGUUUACAUGCCAAUGGAGUUAUACACAGAGAUUUAAAACCUGAUAAUCUCUUACUUACUGCAAAUCAGAAGUCUGUGAAGCUUGCUGAUUUUGGUCUUGCUAGAGAAGAGUCAGUGACUGAGAUGAUGACUGCAGAAACUGGAACGUAUCGGUGGAUGGCUCCUGAGUUGUACAGCACUGUGACAUUGCGGCAGGGGGAGAAGAAACAUUACAAUAACAAGGUUGAUGUCUACAGCUUCGGUAUCGUUCUAUGGGAGUUAUUGACUAAUCGGAUGCCAUUUGAGGGCAUGUCCAACUUGCAGGCUGCUUAUGCUGCUGCAUUUAAGCAAAUGAGACCGAGUCUUUCUGAGGAUAUACCACCUGACCUCGCAUUCAUAGUUCAGUCGUGUUGGGUUGAAGAUGCUAACGUUCGUCCUAGUUUCAGCCAGAUCAUCCGUAUGCUCAAUACAUACCUCUUCACUCUUUUGCCUCCACCACCUCCUCCGCCAGAACCUGCAGCAACUGUCAAGGAGGCUGUCCCAUGUAAGGCGAUCAUCACCGAAUCAUCUGCACGUGCGAAAGGGAAGUUUGCGUUCCUUCGCCAGUUUUUUACCAUGAAGCGCACAAAGACCAUAUGAUUAAAGGGCACACUGUCUAAGAGAUUCUAGUUUCUCCUGCUACAGAAAAAAAAAGAACAAACCAUCUGACCCAUAUAAUAUACACAUCCUGCAAAUACUAACCAAGGAUGAACAACCCAGAAAGAAACAGAAGUAGGAAAAGUGAAUCAAGAUAAUCUCUGACCUCUUUUUUUACUUAUUGUACACAACUUGUGGUUAUGUAGCUUCAAUAAUCGGCUGUUGAUAUUUUGUACAAUCUGUUAUCAAAAAACAAAUUAGCUUCAUUUUACGGUGAAUAGUCGACUCUUUCGUGUGUUA